UCCCCCAAUUCUUGGUUUCUUGGAAUUCCCCCUCAAGAAAAUUCUGGUGGUUUAUUGCAGUUGGCUUAGUUGUGAGUUUGUUUUGCCUCCAUUUUGGAAAUUUUACAGGAUUGUUUAAAGAUGGACUCUGCUGAUAGGUACCGUUUGCUAAGCAUAGAGUCGGAUCUUCAAGAUAAUGUAGAUGCCAACCAUAUUGUGGAUCAUCUUAUUGAAAAAGGAGUCUUGGAUCCAGGCCACGAUGAACAGAUAAGAGCAGAACUCACACCUAAGGGUCGAACAAAUACACUGAUUCAGAUACUGCCAACUACAACACCCGAUGCCUUGAAACAUCUUCGAGAAGCCUUGGUGCCACAUCAUGGCUUCAUUGUGACGAAGCUCGACUCGAUUACAGUACCUGCUACCCAAACGUACACAACAGGAGCAGGCGCAGGUGGACUCCGAACAGCAGCAGCUGCCCUUAACAGAUCAAUCGUUGCUGACAACAACACAACACACACAUACAAUAUCAAAGGAGAUGACAACUUUGUCAUAAUUGGAGGGCAUAGCACAAACAUCAACAUACAUACAUAAUUGCGGCAGAACAGACGGGCGUAGACUUGUGGACAAGUUGUUAAUGGUCUGCCACCGUGAGAUAGUCAAGUCGUGGUGGUGUCGUAAUGAUUCAGGUUUCCGCGAUCGAAUACUGCUCUCGCGCGAUCACUGCUCCUCAGGCGAAGCUGCCGGCUGCCGACGACUACUCCCCAUUAUCGAAUUCGGCUGUAAGUGCCAAUAGGCCCUGCACAAAAUGCUGAUAGGGUUUUACAAGUCGUUAAUUGAGACCGUAGUAGUGAGAGAAGUAGUCUUGCGAGGGGGGGUCAGCAGUCUUGUAUAUAUCCCGCCAGUGUCGCGGAAAUCUCACGGAGAGAAAGUCAAAACGUUAGCACCUCGACAGACAUUUAACAACUUGUCUAUAGACCUUAUACAUUGACGUCAUCCAGCCGCCAUCUUUGAGGUCAAACGGUGAC
Messenger RNA from Asterias rubens (European starfish), 1004 nucleotides. RefSeq lists its product as uncharacterized. NCBI's taxonomy places the organism in Eukaryota, Metazoa, Echinodermata, Asteroidea, Forcipulatida, Asteriidae. Gene Ontology annotation, biological process: regulation of apoptotic process. The record is from RefSeq and is a predicted model, not a curated record. The transcript is spliced from 4 exons. The coding region runs from base 121 to 570 and encodes 149 amino acids.